AUGGCAAUACUACUCCCAAGUAUUUUCAUGCUCCAGCUGUCCGGAGGUAAAUACUUAAGCCUAACUAAGAAUAACUCAUCUGAAGGGUUGUUGAAGUUCGAUGAAGAAGAUAUACGGAGCCCAAGAGCCAGGUUCGCAGCCGAGCCAGCUGGAGAAACCGGCCGCAAGCUGUUUCACAUAAGGUCGGUGUUCAAUAAUAAGUAUUUGGUGGUGAAGCAAAUUAAUAAUUCAUCGUCAUCUUGGAUUGUUGCGUCCGCCAAGACAAAAGAGGAAGACGUAACAAAAGGCACGUUGUGCACCCUGUUCGAGCCAGAGCUUGAUGAUGCUACUACUACUACUGGUGUCCGCUUACGCCACGUUGGGACGGGGAUCUCCGCAACGGCCUACUAUUCAAGCCCAACGACUGAUGAAGAGGGGGUGCUGCAGCUACUAUUAUCCGGGGAUGAUGAUGUUGGAUCAUUAUCUUCUUUUAUUCUAUUGGAUACCAGUGAGUUGAUGCUCCCCUCUCCAAUCGUGUUCAGAUCUCAACUCCUGGAUGGCAAAUACCUUAAUAAUAUUAGGCAAAAUAAUGUAACAUAUCACCAGUUCCAGUCCGGAUUGUAUCUCGGAAGUGGCGGUCUUGGUAAGCGUCUCACGCCCAGAGGUGGUGGGAGAUAUUUUAUAAGCGAUGAUUUCGGGUUCUGGAGAAUGACGACUGGCGGCUGGCUAACGGCUGUAACUGAUGAGUCUAGUGCUGGCGAAUAUUAUUUUAUCCACAUUGAGCAAGACAAUGUGUUUGCUCUUCGUCCACAUCCUGGAGGUGGAUUGUGCGGUUCAAGCACCGAGGGCCAGCUCGUCGACUGUUUACGCGUGAGGUCUAUGAUGACACCCGAGACGAAUUUGAUCGUCGAGGAGAUUGUAGUUAAAAGAGAGAUCAAAGAUGUCGUAUACCGGCUCUCUGACGCAAGAAUUACCGAUGAGACUAUUCAAGAAAUGGACUAUGAAUACGGAACCAACGAGUCCCAAGACCACGACGACACCAUGACCUUCAAAUUUUCCGCAACUGAGUCCACGACUCGUAGCUGGAGUAGCAGCGUGUCAGUAAACGUCGGGGUUAAGGUGGAGUUCGAAGUCAAUUUCGUACCAUUCGUCACGGGGACAAAAGUCGAGCUGUCAAUGGAAGCCGGAUAUGCAUACGAGUGGGGAGGGUCCGUGACAAGAGAGACCACAAGAGAAGGGAGUUACACAGCUACGAUUCCGGCUAAUAAGACUGUCAAGGUGACCAUGUUGGUUGCAAAAGGCAUUUGCGAGGUUCCUUUCAACUACACUCAGCGUGAUCUUACACCAUACGGUCAAUGGAUUGAAACGUUAAAGGAGGACGGCCUUUUCAGAGGCAGCACCUCCUAUGACAUUCAUUAUUUGAAGGAAGAAGCAACCCCACCCGCCACCCAUCGCACUAAAUGA
This is a messenger RNA of Erigeron canadensis, 1443 nucleotides long. RefSeq lists its product as uncharacterized. The record is from RefSeq and is a predicted model, not a curated record. The transcript has a single exon. Bases 1 to 1443 code for a protein of 480 amino acids. NCBI's taxonomy places the organism in Eukaryota, Viridiplantae, Streptophyta, Magnoliopsida, Asterales, Asteraceae.